GGAUGUUAAUGGUUUGCGCAGAGCUCGAUGUAACCUAUUCCGUUAUCAUAGAUCCACUCACGUAUCAUCGGUCGUUCGUUGGCAGAUCUUGGUGUUAAUUGCCUAAAAAAGAGUAGAUUUCCUGUUUACGCGAUCGAAAAUGUUUUUACUCUUGCAGCAGGACUUCAAUCUAGUCGGUGUCAGUUUCCAGUCACUGAUUGAUGCCCGACGCCUAGAGCUGUGAUGUUCGCGCUAUCGGAUCUCAAUCGUGCGGCGUUCCUGUCAGCCGCCAUUCAUCUCUUGGCGUUCAGUACAGCGCAAGAGACGGGAUUAAACACAUGCACAGACGUACACAUCUUCCUCUCGCGCGGCAACAACGAGCAAUACCCAGGCCGACAAGGCAAGCUCGUGCAAGCGAUAUGUUCCGGACUCAAUAGCUGCGACUACGAGGACGUUGUCUUUGACGAUGCUUUAGAAACCAAUUACUGCGUCGCCGUGGAGGCAGGGCGCGAGGCAGGAAUCGCGCAGAUAACUGCUUACAAUAAGAAAUGCCCCAACACGAAGCUUGUAGUUAGCGGAUACUCGCAGGGCGCGCAUGUGUUGGGCGAUAUACUAGGUGGAGGAGGAGGAGUGUUCUUUCAGGGAUGCACGACGCCGACGGCGGGUGGUUUGGAUCCGAAGACUGCACCGGGGAAUAAGAUUGCCGCCGCGCUCCUAUUCGGCGAUGUCCGGCAUACCGCCCACCAACCGUACAACACGCUAGGCGGCGCAGGCAUCAACGGCAUAUUCCCAAGGCCUCUUCCACUUCUCACAGGCGUUCGUAACUUCGCUAGUGUAUUGCGGGAUUGGUGUCAAGUAGACGAUCCUAUCUGCGCGCAAGGCAACGGGAAGCGGGCGUAUAACGUCCAAGACCACUUAAAUUACUUCGAUAGAUACUCCGGCGCUGCGGCGGAGUGGGUUAAGUCGAAACUAGGUGAAGCCGGGACGUCUACCUCUAGUUCUGCGACGGCUACGUGGACGGAAAGUAGUAGUAGUGCUGGUGCGACGGCAACUAGCUCUGCAGAUACAAGUUCGACGCCGACGACUUUGACGGGGUCUACGAUGCUUCCAGAACCUACGGCGUCACCGUCCCCUUCCCAGGGGGGGGGUGCUGGUGUAGUUGAGUAUUUGUGGGUCUCCGUCUAUUUAGCAGCAUUGGUCUCUUUGGUAUCGAUGAUGGUGUAGUCACGUCUUCGGCCUUUAUAUAGACGAUAGAACAAUAAAUGUCUAAGCAUGUAUGAUUAUGAAUUACAUAUCGGUAGUGGGGAAUAAAUCUCAUUGAUAUUGUUGCUUGGCACACCAUGGACUCUUCUA
Messenger RNA from Hypoxylon trugodes, 1332 nucleotides. Its product is annotated as carbohydrate esterase family 5 protein. Lineage: Eukaryota; Fungi; Ascomycota; Sordariomycetes; Xylariales; Hypoxylaceae. Gene Ontology annotation, molecular function: hydrolase activity. The coding region runs from base 223 to 1203 and encodes 326 amino acids. The transcript is spliced from 2 exons. The record is from RefSeq and is a predicted model, not a curated record.